AUGCCGGAUGGAGGCUGCGGAAAACCCAUAGAGCGAGACGCUGAAGGCAAACCAAUCAAAUGGCAAUUGGUCAAAGCACAUCCAACAGAAAACCAUCCUGGAUAUUUCAAUUGUCUUGGCACUGAUAUGGCUUUCAGCACUUGCUGUUUGCCUAACAAACUUCCACAGCAUGGGACGUUGACCUUGAUGGACAAAAAGAACGACCCUCAAGCAUACAGCAAUUUAUGUCGACAAACCAAGCAAUAUAAACUCGCUUUGCAAGUUGAAGGCUGCGGCCCUUAG
Messenger RNA from Puccinia graminis f. sp. tritici CRL 75-36-700-3, 282 nucleotides. RefSeq lists its product as uncharacterized. The record is from RefSeq and is a predicted model, not a curated record. The transcript has 3 exons. NCBI's taxonomy places the organism in Eukaryota, Fungi, Basidiomycota, Pucciniomycetes, Pucciniales, Pucciniaceae. The coding region runs from base 1 to 282 and encodes 93 amino acids.